UCUUCAGCUCCUGGUGCUGUGAGAUGCGCGCCCAUGACCGCCCACAGCGUCCUGGUCUCCUGGGACAUCCUGACGCCCACCCACGCCCGUGGACACCUCAUAGGCUACCGCGUCCUCUACGCCCCUGCUGACAGAGUCAAUGAGCUGAGUGGGGAGACGACAUCUUCAGCAAGCGUGACACUGCGGGGCCUGCGCCCCUACACUAACUACUCCCUGCAAGUGGUGGGCUUCACCAGGGUAGGUGAAGGACCCGCAAGUGAUCCUGUCUACUGUACUACAGAGGAAGAUGUGCCAGGGCCACCAGCAGGGGUGAAGGCAGCACUCUCGCGACCAGAGAGGGUGGUCGUCUCCUGGCUUCCACCUACCAACAGCAACGGUCGUCUGCUCACCUAUACCAUAACUAUCAGGGGUAGGGAAGUCAAGAGGUUCGUUGUGAGAGCGCCGACCAGCAAACACGAAGUGAGUGUUGGCAGAGACGCAGGCACAGUGCAGGUGGUAGUGUCAGCCAGCACCAGGAUAGGUGAAGGACCCACCUCGUCACCUGUUGUCAUCAACCCGGCUGGCACAGUGGCAGCGAGGGUGGUAUCCUGGGGCGGGGUGACUGCUGUACACUGGGAGGAGGACCUCAGCCUGCGAUGUGAGGCAGUAGGGGAGCCACCGCCCUCCCGUUCCUGGUACAGGGACAACACCCUUAUCAACGAUGCCUCUCACAGGCGGGUAUCCAGUUACCCCGACGGGACGCUGGUGCUGAGGGAUGUCCAGAGGAAGGACUCAGGCAACUACACUUGCAGAGUGGCCAACACUUACGGUGACGACCAUAUAACCUACGUCCUCACAGUCCAGGUCCCGCCGUUCCCUCCACACAUCCACGUGACGCGGACAGGAGCCACUACGCUGACAGUAGCGUGGCGGACGGGUGACGACGGGGGAGCACCGCUGCUGGGACUCACCGUCUCCUACAAGAAGGACUACGGUGAGUGGCAGGAGGAGACUGUACCUCCUACGCAGACUUCCCACGAGCUACGAGGACUCUCCUGCGGCAACCACUACGACCUCUACGUCACGGCUUACAACAAGGUGGGUGACGGAAGGCCCUCUGAGAAUCUCAGGACCAAGACCGCCGGCUCUCCGCCCAUCGCUGGCGGGCGUGAGGGCGUGGUGAGCGCCAACACCUCGUGGGCGGCCGUCAGCCUGGCUCAGUGGAGUGACGGAGGCUGUCCCAUUAGUCACUACAGUGUCGCCUACAGGAGAACCAGCAGUUCUACCUGGGUGGUUGUUAUUUUUAUUACUACUACAACUGCUGCUGCUGUUGCUGUAGCAGUAGCCAUUGUAGUUGUGUUUGCAAUGGUUGCACUAGCAACAGCAACGUUAAUGGCACUAGCAGCGAGAGCUGAGCACUAG
This is a messenger RNA of Cherax quadricarinatus, 1401 nucleotides long. NCBI's taxonomy places the organism in Eukaryota, Metazoa, Arthropoda, Malacostraca, Decapoda, Parastacidae. The record is from RefSeq and is a predicted model, not a curated record.